GACGGCUGCUUUCCGGUGGUGGGAAAGUGAGCCGGAGUCGGAGCCGGAGCGUGAGUGGAAGUGGCGCGUCCGGGGCAGGUGGGCUCCCUGCGGCCGAGCGGAGGCAAGCGGCUGCGCAGGGAGGGUCUGGCUCGCAGUCCCCGCGGAGCAGCAGCCUCAAGAGCGGGCCGCCGCAGAGAGGGAAUGGUGCGGGGGUCGCCGAGAAGGAGGCGCAGUCCGUCCCUGUCAGGGUUAGUGAAUGAGGCUCUCCGCCCGGGCCGGCCCGGGGACUGCGCCCUGCGGGUCCCAGCAUGAGUGCGGGCCCCGGCUGUGAGCCCUGCACCAAGCGGCCCCGCUGGGGUGCCGCUGGAACUUCUGCGCCGGCUGCCUCGGACUCUCGGAGCUUCCCCGGCAGGCAGAGGCGCGUUCUCGACCCCAAGGACGCUCCCGUACAGUUCAGGGUCCCAUCGUCCUCGCCAGCCUGCGUCCCGGGGCGGGCGGGACCGCACAGAGGCAGCGCCACCUCGUUUGUUUUCAAACAAAAGUCUAUUACCACCUGGAUGGACUCUAAAGGAACCAAGAAAGCUGAAUCAGAAAGUAAAGAAAACAACAACAUAAGGAUAGAUGCCACAAUGAGUUCUGUGCACAAAGAUAACUUUUUCCAACAUAAGGUGGAAAAAUUAGAAAAUGUUUCUCAGCUAAAUCUUGAUAAAUCACCCACUGAAAGGAGCACACAGUAUUUGAACCAACAGCAGACUGCAAGUACACGCAAGUGUCAAAAUGAAGGGAAGCAUGUAGAACAGCUUUUGGCAAGUGAGCCUCCAACAAUGACUCAGGUACCAAAGCUGCUUAGUAAUGCUAACAUUGAUCAGUCAACCAAAACUGAUGACCACAGUGACACAGAUAAUGAAGAAGAUAGAGACAAUCAACAUUUUCUUACACCUACAAAGGUUGCAAACACAAAGCAAACAGUGAGAGAUGAGCAGUCCAGAAGCUACUGUAAGUGUAGCAGGUCUUGCCAUGCCAUGAAAGACUGUACAGGUUGUCAACAGGAGGAGGCGGAUGUGGUACCAGAGAGUCCUUUAUCAGAUGUUGGUGCCGAGGACAUUGGAAUUGGACCAAAAAAUGACAACAAAUUGACUAGACAAGAAAGUAGCCUAGGUGAUUCGCCUCCAUUUGAGAAAGAAAGUGAACCGGAGUCACCAAUGGAUGUAGACAAUUCGAAAAACAGUUGUCAAGAUUCAGAAGCAGAUGAAGAAACAAGUCCAGGCUUUGAUGAACAAGAAGAUACUUCCUCCCAAACAGCAAAUAAACUUCCAAGUUGCCAAGCAAGAGAAGCUGACAGCGAUCUUAGAAAACGGUAUUUGACAAAGGGAAGUGAAAUUAGAUUGCAUUUCCAAUUUGAAGGAGAGAGCAAUGCUGGGACCAGUGAUUUAAACACCAAGCCACCUGGAAACACUGCUAGCUUUAAUGUAGAAUGUAGAAGUUCCAAGCAGCAUGGAAAAAAGGAUUCUAAAAUCACAGAUCAUUUCAUGAGAAUUCCCAGGUCAGAGGACAGAAGAAAAGAACAAUGUGAAGUCAGACAUCAAAGAACAGAAAGGAAGAUUCCUAAAUACGUUCCGCCUAACCUUCCUCUAGAUAAGAAGUGGCUGGGAACGCCUAUUGAGGAAAUGAGGAAAAUGCCUUGGUGUGGGACCCAUUUGCCUCUCUUAAGACCAUCUGCAAAUCACACAGUAACUAUUCGGGUAGACCUUCUGCGAGGAGGAGAUGUUCCAAAACCUUUUCCAACACAUUAUAAAGAUUUGUGGGAUAACAAGCAUGUUAAAAUGCCUUGUUCUGAACAAAACUUGUACCCUGUGGAAGAUGAGAAUGGUGAGCGAACUGCAGGGAGUAGGUGGGAGCUCAUUCAGACUGCACUUCUCAACAAAUUCACACGACCCCAGAACCUGAAGGAUGCUAUUCUGAAAUACAAUGUGGCAUAUUCUAAGAAAUGGGACUUUACAGCUUUGGUUGAUUUCUGGGAUAAGGUUCUUGAAGAAGCAGAGGCUCAACAUUUGUAUCAGUCCAUUUUACCUGACAUGGUGAAAAUUGCACUCUGUCUGCCAAAUAUUUGCACCCAGCCACUACCACUUCUGAAACAGAAGAUGAAUCAUUCUAUUACAAUGUCGCAGGAACAGAUCGCCAGUCUUUUAGCUAACGCUUUCUUCUGUACGUUCCCCCGACGGAAUGCCAAGAUGAAAUCAGAGUAUUCUACUUACCCAGACAUUAACUUCAAUCGGUUGUUUGAAGGACGCUCAUCACGAAAACCAGAGAAGCUGAAAACGCUCUUCUGCUACUUUCGAAGAGUCACAGAGAAAAAACCUACUGGAUUGGUGACAUUUACAAGACAGAGUCUGGAGGAUUUUCCAGAAUGGGAAAGAUGUGAAAAACCUCUGACACGAUUACAUGUCACUUACGAGGGUACCAUAGAAGGCAAUGGCCGAGGCAUGCUACAGGUGGAUUUUGCAAAUCGUUUUGUUGGAGGUGGUGUGACUGGUGCAGGACUUGUACAGGAAGAAAUCCGCUUUUUAAUCAAUCCUGAGUUGAUUGUUUCACGGCUCUUCACAGAGGUGCUGGAUCACAAUGAGUGUCUUAUUAUCACAGGUACUGAACAGUACAGUGAAUACACUGGCUAUGCUGAAACUUAUCGUUGGGCCCGGAGCCACGAAGACAGGAGUGAAAAAGAUGAUUGGCAGCGACGCUGUACAGAGAUUGUUGCCAUUGAUGCACUUCACUUCAGACGCUACCUCGAUCAGUUUGUGCCUGAGAAAAUGAGACGUGAGCUUAACAAGGCUUACUGUGGGUUUCUUCGUCCUGGAGUUCCUUCUGAGAAUCUUUCUGCAGUGGCCACAGGAAACUGGGGCUGUGGUGCCUUUGGAGGUGAUGCUAGAUUAAAAGCCUUAAUACAGAUACUGGCAGCUGCUGCAGCUGAACGCGAUGUGGUUUAUUUCACCUUUGGGGACUCAGAAUUGAUGAGAGACAUUUACAGCAUGCACACUUUCCUUACUGAGAGGAAACUGAAUGUUGGAAAAGUAUUUAAGUUGUUGCUACGAUACUACAAUGAAGAAUGCAGAAACUGUUCCACCCCUGGCCCAGACAUCAAGCUUUAUCCAUUCAUAUACCAUGCUGUGGAGUCAAGUGCACAGACCAACGACCAGCCAGGACAAAAGACAGGGACCUGAGGAACCAAGUGACUAGGACUUCCUCUCACCUCUGAGAGACAUCCUCCUUGAACUGUGGGGUGUGACCUAUGAACUCACUUAAUCAGAUAUAAAUGUGUAUAUAAUCCACAUUUGUAAUCAAGAUGCAGUCUCUUCUAUAUAUGCAGCUGUCAUUUGUACAUCUGAGCUCCUUUCAUCCUGAUUGACAUGGGCAUGAUUUCUUCCACUUUUCUUCUCCUUCAGUCUUUAUUCUUUGAUUUUUUUUUUUUUUUUUUUUUUCCUCUUCUUUAUUUUGCCAGUCAGAUUUCUUGGGAAACCCCAUGAAAGGUUACACUCAGCUUUUAGGUCUCUUUCUUCCUGUCAGUGACUCAUCCAGAUGCCAAUGAGCCUGGAGGAAGGCAACAUCCAGAACUCUGAAGUGGGGUUUUGCUACAGAUGUCCCGUGAGCCUGUCACUCCCAGCCCUUGUUAGGCUUGCCUUCUCUACACUUUGAAUUUUGAAAAUUUAAAAGUUGAAGUUUUUCUUAUGUUACUUAAUGCCAGUGUCUUAGACUAAAACUAUUUUCUAUUUAAGACAAAUUGAUUUUCAGUUACUCUUUGAAACAUCAUUUCUAUAAGCAACGGUUUUUUUUUCAUCCUUUUCUCCAGAUCCAUUUCUGUUGGCAUUAUUUUAGAAAAUGUAGAAUAAAAGGAUUUUCUUUAUAUGGUAUAAAGAAACCAGGUUUAAGAGAGUUGGGGUUUUUGUUUGUUUCUUGAGACUUGUUUUCCUUUUGCAGUUAGGAUCAAUGUUUGUUCUGUGAUGUUUAAGGCAUAUUCAUGUCACCAAAGAUUGGGGACUGGAAACUUCACACUGAUUUGUACAUACUGAAGUUUCUCUGGCAACAAAUCUUAGAGCUAAUAAAUUUUCUUUAAUAAAUCAUUUGUCAGAAA
Molecule: messenger RNA, 4108 nt
Organism: Psammomys obesus (fat sand rat)
Lineage: Eukaryota; Metazoa; Chordata; Mammalia; Rodentia; Muridae
Gene: Parg
Product: poly(ADP-ribose) glycohydrolase
Exons: 18
Coding region: 291-3200 (969 amino acids)
Biological process (GO): nucleotide-sugar metabolic process; carbohydrate metabolic process; regulation of DNA repair
Cellular component (GO): nucleus; cytoplasm
Molecular function (GO): poly(ADP-ribose) glycohydrolase activity
Source: RefSeq, a predicted model, not a curated record